Messenger RNA from Exophiala xenobiotica, 4371 nucleotides. RefSeq lists its product as uncharacterized. The coding region runs from base 404 to 3838 and encodes 1144 amino acids. The transcript has a single exon. Gene Ontology annotation, molecular function: ATP binding; ATP-dependent chromatin remodeler activity. Lineage: Eukaryota; Fungi; Ascomycota; Eurotiomycetes; Chaetothyriales; Herpotrichiellaceae. Gene Ontology annotation, cellular component: cytoplasm. The record is from RefSeq and is a predicted model, not a curated record.
UGAAAUACAUCUGAGCAGUGUUGAUUGUCUUGAGCCGCCUGUAAUGCCAUUGUCAAGACCAUUAUCGUGUGAGAUGUCGGCCUUCUCUACUUUUCAUGCUGCUCACCGAGUGAAUCAACAAAAUUUUCUGUCUUCACCCCGGAUUCUUGUAGAUUUACUUGCCACCCUUCUGCCACUCCACUCUUUCAAUUGUCUCUACAAUCAGCCUCAUCCUGCGCCCUGAACCCUGCCACCGCCUCACCUCAGUCGAUCCUUAUUUGCUCAUGGCUUCUCAUUCUGCCUGACCUUUUCACUGACAAGCAUUCACACGCCGCUGCCUUGCAGCCCUGUGUUUGCCUGACCUGCCAGCCUCUCCCACCCUCCGGUCACCACUUCAUCCCUCUCCUCCUUUUACUCCUUCAACAUGGCCGAAGAUACCGACCCUGCUCUCAUCGGCGACAUCGAAGACAUUCGAGACGAUAUUGCUUUUAGAGAAGGCCUUAUCGCAAGUCUCGAAGAGAUGGGUGCUGAUGAGGCUGAGAAUGACAUUCAAGAACAUCGAGCCCAAAUCAGAUCCCAGAAAAAGCGUCUCCGUGCUCUUCAGCCAGCUUUAGCUUCACAAACCAACAACAACAACAACCCGACGGCUAGCCGAGACAUGCAAAGAAUGAGUAUGGCGCCCGUGACCGACCGACCGGGGAGCAGCCAUUCUUGGGCUUCAGAAGACCAAUUACCUCAUCGCGGCCACGACCACUUCAGUCGAAAGCGUCAGAGAGGUGACUUUGGAUCUGACGAAGAUCUGAACGAGAGUUCUUACAAAUCACGUCGAACUACCCCGAGUUCUGUCUUGACAGCUGCGCCCUCGCCUGCAGACUCCAAUGGCAGCUUGGACAGCCUCCCCGAGUUCAACUCUCUAUUCAGUUCAACGGAGGAAGCCAAACGUGCCCGAGAGUUCUGGUCACAGCACGAAGAACGCAAGAGACAAGAAGAAGCAGAUGCAGAGCUUGCAAGAAAGCUAUCUCAACAAUGGAGUCAAGAUGAUACCGGCGGGGCUACUCAGGAGUCGAGUUUUGCUCGCCCUUCCGAAUACACUCAGCGCUUCCUCACAACUGAUGGCACAAUUAAUCGACGCCGAGCUACAUCCUCAAUCGACAACGGAGAAAGUUCUUCCAGCUCAACCAACCAGGCCUCUACCCCGAUGUCUCGACUUCAAGCCGCUUCCCACCAUACGCAGUCCCAGCCAUGUACUCCAGCAUUUCGCAAAUUGGUCAAGGAUGAGUUUACACCAACCAUUCCCCAUCGUAUCGUCGGGCCUCAACCAUCUGGGCAUCUGGCUUCACCGGUCAUGCCAGGAAGCUUCCCAGGAUCACAGCCCCUUGUCAGUACCGGCGGAGCAUCAGUCUACGACCUGACAUCGUACAACAGUAGUACUUCAGCCUUGGGUACUUCGACACACCCGUACGAUCUCACAAAAUCCUAUGGCGGCUCUUCCUCUCUCCAAUCCUUUCGCCCCUUUGGUGCCUCUUUGAUGGCUGAUCCUUACGCCCAUCUGCGCGAUCAGUUCACCGAUCCAACCAAGACGAAAGAGGAAAUUGAGGAGCUGCUCAAGCAUAUCAGACCUGACGAGGAAUUCUCGUCAGAGCAAGUGUCUGACCAACCCGGAGCCCUUAGUGCUAUUAUGAUGCCGCAUCAAAUGUAUGGCUUGACCUGGAUGCAGAAGAUGGAGGAAGGGACCAACAAAGGCGGAAUUCUGGCCGACGACAUGGGAUUGGGCAAGACUAUUCAGAGCAUUGCCUUGAUACUCAGCCGGCCCCCUGCCGAAAACCAACAUCGACCAACCCUUGUAGUCGCCCCUGUGGCUUUGAUGCACCAAUGGAAGCGCGAGCUCGAAAAGAUGGUCAAACCUCGACAUCAGCUUAAUGUUUUUGUCCUCCAUGGGCAGACGAGAACAACCACUUGGUCUGCUCUAAGAGCCUAUGAUGUUGUCCUUACCACAUAUGGUCUGCUAGCGUCAGAGCUGAAAAGAAAAGCGGCCUGGGAAGAGAAAUUGAAGCUCGUGCCUGAUGCUCGCGAGGAGUGUCCAGUCCUGGGUGAGCGUUCUCACUUCCACCGCGUCAUCUUGGACGAAGCCCAGAACAUCAAGAAUCACCGUGCCAAGCAGGCUUUGGCCGCUUGUCGUAUCAAGGCCGAUCAUCGCUGGGCUUUGACUGGCACUCCGAUGCAAAACAACGUCGAGGAAAUGUUCAGCUUGGUCAAAUUCUGUCGCAUCCGCCCAUACUGUGAGUGGGAACGCUUUAGAAAGGAUAUCUCUGGCCCGCUUAAAGCUCGUUGGGGAGACAGCAAGGACAAAGGGAUGAGGACUCUUCAGGCCUUACUUCGAGCGAUCCUGUUACGACGGACUAAACAGUCCAAGAUUGAUGGUCAACCGAUACUCCAGCUGCCCGAUAAGAAUACGACUGAAGAGCGUGUCACCUUCAACGAGGAUGAGUUGACCUUCUACAAAGCACUUGAGGCCAAAGCGCAGAUUCAAAUCAACAAAUACAUCCAGAAAGGUAGCAUGGGCCAAAAUUACUCUCAUGCACUUGUGUUGCUGUUGCGACUUCGACAAGCUUGUUGUCACCCUCACCUUGUUACCCAGAGCAAGGACUUCAUUCAGGCGGCAGGCAAUCUUGACACAAAUGAUCUCAUCACCAAUGCAGUUCAACUCGAUCAGAAGGUUGUUCAUCGCCUAAAAGAGGUCAACUCCUUUGAGUGUCCCAUUUGCAUGGAUGUCGACGAGAAUCCAGCUCUUUUCCCUUGUGGUCAUACGUUGUGCAGUGACUGUCUUAGUCGCUUAGUGGAUCAAGCAACGAAUGAUACAGAAGGACCGCCGAAAUGUCCUCAUUGUCGAGCUCACAUUGAUGCGAACAAGAUCACGGAUGUUGUCAGUUUCCAUCGAGUACAUUGUCCUGAUCGAGAGGGUGUGGAACCCCUUGGGCAAGAUAAUGGGUUUGAUUUUGACUCCGACAGCGACUCUGAAGAUGAUGAUGACGACGACUCAGAUGCGGGCCAGGAUCUCAACGGCUUCAUCGUACCUGACGAUUUUGAAGACUUGUCCGACUUCGACUCCAAGGGCAAGAAACCAGCCAAGCGAGCCACACGCAAGAAACGAUCUAAACCCCAGGACAUGAUGAAGUCUCGCGAUGCGUUCAAGUCACUUGCUCAAUUACGCAAAGAAGGGCUACGAAACAAACACGCCAAACGCAAAUACCUGAGACGGCUUCGAAAGAACUUUGUGACUUCGGCCAAAAUUGAUCGGACUAUGCAGCUACUAGAAGAAAUCAAGAGUCGAGGUGAGAACGAGAAGACCAUCAUCUUUUCCACCUUCACCUCGUUUCUUGACCUGCUCGAGGUUCCUCUAUCCGAUCACAUAGGGUUCCGUCACUAUGUACGAUAUGAUGGAUCGAUGUCGUCAGUCGACCGGAACAACGCUGUGCUCGAGUUUACCGACAAUGUCAAUUGCACUGUCAUCCUUGUUAGUCUCAAGGCUGGCAACUCAGGACUCAACUUGACCGCGGCGAACCACGUCGUUAUGCUGGAUCCCUUCUGGAAUCCGUUCGUGGAAUAUCAAGCAGCAGACCGUUGUUACAGAAUCGGACAGAAGCGAGAAGUGACUGUUCACCGGGUACUUAUAGGUGAACCGGAUGAAGCUGCGCCUGACCCUGAAUCGAAAGGUUUCACUGUUGAAGAUCGCAUUCUGGCGCUACAGGAGAGAAAACGUCGACUGGUUGAGACUGCCCUUGACGAAACAGCUGGAAGAGAUGUGGCAAGACUUGGUGUGAGAGAGUUGGGCUAUUUGUUCGGGCUCAACCAGUUAUGAUUAAGAAUUACUAAUACAGAAAGGCGGUCGUGGUUGCAGUGCGAGAAGGAAAACUCGACACCUCAAUGCUGCGAAGUCAUUGGUAGACCAUAUUCUUGCUGUGGACCGGUCUCCAGAGCGAGAAUAUGGUCUCCCGAAGACCUCGACGUGUUGAAAUCGAAAUCACCAGGGCAUCAGCACUCUGCUUGAAGCAUGAUUGCUGUCACCCCUUCACCCUCGAGCUGAGAGCAUCAACAGUACGGGCUACGAUUCUCUAACACCAUGAAUUACGUGUACAACAUUAUGAUACCCCGAUAGAUCGAGAUAUUGCUCCCGACGAGCUUACCCCUGAGGAGUUGUGUUUUCCCCCGGACUGUUUAUUUCGUCUCUUCGCAUCCGUUCAGAAUGUCGCUUUAUGGCUGCAGAACAUAAAGCCGCUGUCACAUGAGCUUGAAAGAAACAAUGAGCUCAAGUAUCUCAGACUCGAAAAGCAUGUUUACGACCCAGAACCAUCACAACAGAUGGCAGGUCCACAGAUAAUUGCAAUACAAGUU